ACAGGAGGCAGCCUAACAUGGUGCGUGUAGGGUCACUAUUCCUCACCAGGAUGGCCUCAUACCUCUCCCUCUCCCACCCGGCCUCUCACCAGCCUCGCCCUCACACUCUCUAGGGACGCCCUUCGCCUGGGUCACCACCGCUGCUCCAACCUGCUGGAUGUUCACGAGGUACGGACAUCUAGCGGCUUUAUCAACAACCAGACAGAGAGUGACGGCGUGACAGAUGGUGUAUUAGGGAGAGCCUACCAGUACUCAACCUUACGCUCUCUCUCUACGCUGAGGUUCUACCGGGCUCUGGACCUUGAGUCGUGUGUGUGGCGGUGGGUGAGUCACUACACCAUGUCGGAGUUAAUGAGUCAGUGUGGAGGACAGGUGAGUACAGACCAGGUGACAGAGGGCGUCCAGAGUUCCGUGGGCGUGUCGGUGCCUCUAUACGUGACCUACGCCUUCCUCUCUCCUGCCGCGGCCACAGCAGACUGGCAACACACCGACCUCUCCACUCAACUCAGGAUGAGCUUCGUUUACGACACGUCCAUCCUGUGGCAGCAAGGCAUCGGCGCCCCUGUGACCAGUGACCUGCAGGGCACCUUGUACCCCACCUCCAUGAAGGUCCGGCGUGAUGGUCGCCUGCUGGUCACCUUCCGUACCCAGGCCAGAUUCCAUGGCACCUUCGUUGAACACCACCGCGCCUCAGACUCCCAUAGCCAAGUGACCUCAGCUGACCAUCCUAACCUGACCUUCACCCUUGACCUCAUCCGCUCACAGCCAACCUACACCCAGCCUGAACAACACUGGCAGGUCAUCUCAGACUAUGCAGUUCGUGACUACAGUGGGACGUACGUAGUUCACCUACUGACGUGUACAGCAACCACGGACCUGUUGUACACCUUACCUCUCGUCUGUGACCCCAGAGAUCUCCUGACCUUUGACCUCCAGGUUCGUUUCCAGCAGGUGUCCGAUCCAGUUUCUGAGGAGUUUACACUGAACACAAGGUUCCAGAUGAUGAGACAACGCUCCCUCUGGCUCUCUCACUCUACCACAGACAUACACACACACGCUGACGUCUCCUUCUACCCAGGUGACAGAAUCUAUGGACGGGUGAUGGUGGACCCGGUACAGACGCUGGGAGACGGGUUCCAUCUUACCCUGGACCAAUGCUUCGUGUGUACGGGAGUGGACGGCUACAUCCCUAAGUACACCCCUCACACGGACGAGUACGGCUGUGUGGCAGAGUCCUCCAGCCUCCUCUAUAACUUCAAGAUUAUUGACCGUGGAUCGCCAGAGUCAGUUCGCCUGGCGUACGGGGACGUGGGAUUCGAGGCUCACCUGGCAGAAGAGGAUCCAGAGCCUGACGUAACGGCCCUCCUGAAGCAGCCAGGUGUUGAUGGCUUCUACCUGGACUCAUCACCUCUCUUCCUGGUGUCACACGGGCGGCAGUGGUUCGUUCACUGCAUCUACACCGUGCGCCCUGAGGAGAACGCCGCGCGGGGCCUUGGCAAGAGGGACGUGUCUGGGCUGUCGUCGACCACCACCCACCACCACGUCCUCAGCACCACACCUCACGUUAAUACAGGACAGGAACCUCUCUCAUCAACUACAGACUACCAGACGCUGUUAAAACCUCAUCACAACCACGGAUCACAUGCUCAUAAUGCCUCCGGAGCAUUUGAUGAGCGUAGAUCACCACACGCCCCUAGAGGACCUAGAGCCAUCAAGUCCCCAUCAGGAAGAGACAGGCGGGUGAAGCGGUCGAGGGAGGACACAGCCGCCCUGGGUGACGAAGGAAGGGGUACCAACAUGUACCGCCUCUCACUGCAGCUGGUAUACAGAGACAACCAGGACCCCAGCCUCACAGACCAGGACUCUGAGGCGACUUUCCUGACGCUGGUGGUGACUGCUACCUGUGUAUUGGUCAUGGUAACCUCGGUGGCUGCGGCAGUGUUCGUCAGGAGUCGUCGUCGUCUUCGUCAGGAUAGUGGUGGUGGGGGAAAGAUGAUGGGCGCUCCGGGGUACAUGGUCGUCUCAGGUGAUUGCAAUACCAAGGACGGGGUUAUUGGCGGUCAUGUGAUUGAGACUCGUUAUUAUCACACGUAUGAGGAGGAAAGUACGGAAGUGUGACGAAAGUACUGGAGUUUGAGGAAAGUACUGGAGUUUGAAGAAAGUUGUGGAAGUGUGAGGGAAGUAGUUCAGGAUGAGGGAUACAGUCGCAGUAUACAUAACAGUGGUGGCAGUAUACAUAACUGAUGGCACAGUAUACAUAAGUGAUGGCACAGUAUACAUAACAGUGAUGGCACAGUAUACAUAACAGUGAUGGCACAGUAUACAUAACAGUGAUGGCACAGUAUACAUAACAGUGAUGGCACAGUAUACCCUCACCCUGCAGUAAAAUGUAUGCUCUGUAUAAAUUAUAAUGUAUAUGUGUAAUAAUGUUCAGUUGUUUUUCUGUAUUGACAUAAUGUUUUUUUUUCUUAAUUGUAGUUAAUACUGAAAAUAAAUAAGGCAAUAAAUUUUCUCAUUAUAUUGAUGAUAUGGUUCGGUGCGGUGGCUGAGUGGAGACAACAAACGCAUCUCCUGUUCUAAGAGUCCCUGGUUCGUUUCCUUGCCCCCCCCCCACCGCCCCC
Messenger RNA from Homarus americanus (American lobster), 2621 nucleotides. Its product is annotated as FRAS1-related extracellular matrix protein 2-like. Lineage: Eukaryota; Metazoa; Arthropoda; Malacostraca; Decapoda; Nephropidae. Bases 340 to 2118 code for a protein of 592 amino acids. The record is from RefSeq and is a predicted model, not a curated record. The transcript has 11 exons.